GUUUUCUAUAUGGAUAUAUAAUCAAUACAAGAUAGUUUUCAUUUUAUUUUUUGGUGGGCGUAAUUACAUUCUAUAUAUCUCCAGACACUGUUUCUUUUCUUUGUUCUUCACUAACUCACGAUGAGCUCCAAAGAUGGUGAUUUGAUUAACCAAGCUGAAAAUAAAGCUGCCAAAAAAAACUUCAAAAACAAUUCUAAAAGAAAAAGUCAUGUUGCCGGUGCAGAAAUUCCUAAUAUAAUCGAUAGGCAAUCGAUAUUGGGCUUGAAAUGGAUUGGUUUGUUUGAAGAAGAAGUAUCAUUUAAAUUUUUUCAUUUUGAGAAGGCAAUGCUCAAUUUAAUUAAACAGCCAAAUAUUAAUUCUACAGUUAUACUCAGAGCAGAUAUUUUGAAAGAAAAUAAUGAUAAAAUAAAUGAAAAGCCCAAAAUUCCGUUAAAUUUUAAUAAUAAUAAUAAUAAUAAUAAUGAUAAUGAUAAUGAUAACUGCAGUGAUAAUGGGAUUUUGAUUAAAAACUUGGACGAUUUAGAGAUCAAGCAAGUGCCAUUAAGUCUUGAUUUUAAGCCAUUAUAUCAAAUAGUGCGAAGAAUUAUACCUAGAAACCCAUUUAAAGACUGUAUAAUAAACCAGACGUGUUUAAUGUUGAUUUUGGAUGAUUCAAAAGAAUUUGAUCAGUCUUUAUUAAUUGUUUACAUUCCCCAUAUUGACAAUAAAUUAGAUUGUCCAUUUUAUUUGCCGGCGGUUAAUGCGAUUGGAAUAUUAUAUCACCAUGGUAAAUUAUCUAUUCAUUAUUUACCAUUUGAUUAUUUAAAUGAAAACGGGCUAUCAAUUAAAGAGGUGAAAGAGUUAUUACCUGUAGAUAGACCAAUUAGGACUGCUUAUAGACUUUUGCAGACUGCUAAAAAGCAUUCAAAUGGGGUUAUGAACGGGUAUCAAAAGAGAGUUACACAUGAUUUAAUUGUUCCCAAAGUGUUAUUUGAAAAUAGAUAUAUUGCAUUGAAAAAAAAGUAUUCCAAGUAUUUGGUUGAUAAUUGGGCUGAAUCAACCAAUCCAUUGAAACAUGUGUUUGAGGAUAUAUCAAUUGCAGCAUUUUUGAUUGAAUUUUGGAGCAAGAUUUAUAAAAACAAACAGGAGUUUGAGUUUCGAGAUUUGGGAUGUGGAAAUGGGAUAUUGGUGUAUAUUUUGUUGAUGGAAGGGUAUAAAGGAGUCGGAAUUGAUGCAAGAAAGAGGAAAUCGUGGAAAUUGUUUCCAGAAAAAAUCCAGGAUAAGUUGAAAGAGAAAAUCAUAAUACCAAGUGUUUUGUUGCGACCUGAUCCAAAUAUCAUGAAAAUCAGGCCUGAUUUGAAGGAUAAUGGCAAAACGUUUCAAGUACCAAUCAGAUCAAAUGAGUUGAUUAAUAAUUCAUUGUUAUCAUCCGGGGUGCCACUUUAUGCAUGCUAUUCAUCAAAGUAUUUAUUAGAAUCAUCAUAUGUUGAAACAUGUGAAUAUUCCAAAAACACAUUUAUUAUUGGAAACCAUUCGGAUGAGUUGUCAUGCUGGAUACCAUUGUUAGGGUAUCCAUUUAUUGUGAUACCAUGUUGUUCAUAUAAUUUAUCUGGAGUGCGUGUAAGAUUUCAGCCAUCCUCAUUUUCGAUUAAAAACAUCAAUUUCAAUAAAUUUACCAACUCGUCCUCAUCGACAUAUUCGGGAUUGGUGGAACAUAUCGAGUACUUAUCUAGAUCAAUUGGAUGGAAGAUAGAAAAAGAGAUUUUAAGGAUACCCAGUACAAAGAAUUGUGCAAUUAUCGGAACGGAAAAAUUCAAAGUGGAAGAAAUUAAAAAGUAUCAAGUUGACGUAAAGAGUAUAUAUGAGAUUUUGAUGAUGGAAGGUGGAGCAGAUGGUUGGGUAUUUAGUGCAUUGAAUCUUAUAAAGUCUGGAACUAGAAAUCAUUAAUCAAAUAAGGGUAGUUAUUAAAAAGUUGGC
Molecule: messenger RNA, 1956 nt
Organism: Ascoidea rubescens DSM 1968
Lineage: Eukaryota; Fungi; Ascomycota; Saccharomycetes; Ascoideales; Ascoideaceae
Gene: TRM44
Product: tRNA (uracil) methyltransferase
Exons: 4
Coding region: 121-1926 (601 amino acids)
Biological process (GO): tRNA methylation
Molecular function (GO): tRNA (uridine) methyltransferase activity
Source: RefSeq, a predicted model, not a curated record